Drosophila teissieri is the source of this 5316-nucleotide messenger RNA. It is a transcript of the gene su(sable), whose product is annotated as protein suppressor of sable. The coding region runs from base 689 to 4807 and encodes 1372 amino acids. Gene Ontology annotation, cellular component: nucleus. The record is from RefSeq and is a predicted model, not a curated record. Gene Ontology annotation, biological process: negative regulation of DNA-templated transcription. The transcript is spliced from 6 exons. Gene Ontology annotation, molecular function: RNA binding; metal ion binding. NCBI's taxonomy places the organism in Eukaryota, Metazoa, Arthropoda, Insecta, Diptera, Drosophilidae.
UUUCCUUACUAUUUUGUGCCGCACUCAGGAACUAGCCAUUGCUAGGCUAAAACCCAUGAAGCGGUCCUACUUCGGCCAAAGAACAAGAAGCAAUCCCACCAUUCUCAGCGAAUGCAGUUCCCAAACUUUCAGGAUCACAGAAACCCAAGUGCUGGGAUCAGGAAGGGAUGCCCAGGACAUCCUUCGCAGCUUCCAGCUGUCCACGCUACAAAGUGGCUCUGAAUGCAUCAGGAUGCUGGUUAGAUGGAGCACUCGUUUCUGGCUCAUACAGAAGCAGUCUGCUUAAACUUAGCUGUGCCUUCGGAGUCCUGAAUCCUGAAUCCGUUGCGAUCCAAGGCGUAUCCUUUCCCGCGUUCCGAGUGCCACUCCUCAAUCUUCAAUGAUAAGCGCACCCACGCAGCACGCCUUAUCCAAAAUCUAAAAACGAUAUGUUCAAUUUACCCCAGAAAACAUUCGUGUAGCAUUCAUUCAAGAUACGCUUGAUUUUAGUGUAAACCAAUUCCUUUCGUUCAGUUGAAAAUUUUCACUGCUAAUGGGACGAUUCACAUCAUUCUUGAAGGUCUUUGGAAACAAAGGAAUAGGAGCUUUCCAAACACUUGUGACUCCAGCAACAUAAAAAGAAGGACCCGUUUCUCACCGGUCACCGGUCAUAAUAUCAUCCUGUGAGAGAUAAGCUGCCAAAUCGACCAUGUCACUCGUUUUGGCGGAUGCACCCAUAAUUGAUUUGGCGGAGGAUUUGGAGGACGGCGAGAUCGACGACGAUGAGGAGGAGGAGGAGCAGCAGCCGCCGCCGCCGCCAAAGAACCAAGCCCAAAAGAAGCCUUCCGUAGGGGACGACGAUGUGCAGUUUGUGGGUGUCGAGGCAAAGAACCAAAAUGCCGACGAAGAUGUCGUCUAUAUGGGACCAUCCACAGACUCUGGUGGCCCACAAAAUAGCAGCAGCAGCAAGUCAAAGAAGCCACGACCAUUGGAAGAUGACCACGCCAGCAGCAUUGAGAUGGCCAUUGCCAAUGCCCUCAAGAAGAAGGGCAUAGAACCGCCGAUGCCCCGCAUGCGCUCGUCCAACCAGGAUGCGGGCGAUGUGUGCUUGGAGGGAUCCGGGGAGGGACUAGCCGGCGGCGCAAAUCAUCUUCUGCAGCCAAGUCGCAGCAGCAGACGAAGGAAACGCAAAAAAGAACGCGAGCGCGAGCAGAAGAAAGACAAGGAGCACCAGAAGCGUUCCCGACGCGAAGAGGACGACGUGUCUGGAAUGCCAGGCGGCGUUGAGGACAUGGACGAAUAUGAGAUGAUGAACGUACGUGGCGGCAGUCCGCCACCAGGAGGAGUGGCACCACCCCUUUCCAGCUGCGGCCAGCGGUUCGGUGGCGCCGAUUGGGACAUGGACGAUGGGCCAGCCGCAACCGGAGCAGCUGGUCUUGGAGCGGGAGGCGGAGGAGGUUACGACUCCCAGCAGGAUCCGUACAGCAGCUAUGAUUCCUACUCCGAUGAGGACGCAAACGGGCCCAGCCUAAUGAACCAGCGCCGCCGGACUCGAAGAGAUAGGGAGAAGGAGCACCAGCGUGGCGGGAAUAAUCGCAAGCGAAGGGACCGCGAUCGCCAUGAGGGCAGCUUGGCUGGGGGCGGGAACAAGCGAAAUCGCCGCGAUUCCGGCGAUGGAGGAGGCGGCGGUGGACAGGAGAAGAUGGGCGGCGGCAGUCGCGUUGAGCCGCGCAAACUGGAGCUGUGCAAGUUCUAUCUGAUGGACUGCUGUGCCAAGCGGGACAAAUGCUCCUACAUGCACAAGGAGUUCCCCUGCAAGUACUACUACCUGGGGAUGGACUGCUAUGCCGGCGAUGCCUGCCUCUUCCACCACGGCGAGCCGCUGUCCGAGCAGCUGCGCAACAUCCUGCUGAAGCACAUGGAGACGGCUCCGAAGGAGAUCCUUGGCGACUUCAAGCGAAUAUCGCGAGACAUUGCCUUGGUGCAGAUGACGCGGCGACACGAACAGUUGUGCGAGCAAUUCAAUCGGGAGAAUACUUGGAGUUCGAUGGGCGGUGGCGGAAUGGGCAGGCGGCAGGACCAGCACAUGCAACAGCAGCAGCAGCAGCAACAGAUGCAGCAGCAGCAGCAACAGAUGCAGCAGCAGCAACAACAGAUGCAGCAGCAGCAGGAGCAACAGCAGACGCAACAGCAGCAGGCGGCUGCGGAGGGCGGUGGCUGCAUUCCCUCACUUUUGGACAUGGUCAUCAAUCCACCGCAUUCGGAGAAGAAGCGCAAGUCCCGCUGGACUGACAAAACGGCAGCAAGGACGGCUGCUGGAGCAGCAGUUUCCUUAGAAACAGAGUGCACAUCGCCGGACGCCAAACCACUUCCACCGCACUUGGACUUGGCCAAUCUCAGUCACGUCUUGAGUUCCGAAAACAUGGCCAAGCUGAACAAGUUGGGCAUUACGAACCUGGAGCAGAUGCUUCAAGUGCCGUUUGGCCAGUUAACCGAGGCUGGCCUAACGCUGGUCGAGAUCGGUGAGAUUCAGCGCAAGGCCGAGGACGCCAAGCCACAAACGCAAGCUGAAACGGAAAGCAGCACUCCACCCACCAAGCGGGAAACGGAGGCCAACAACAGCAACUCGAACAGCAACGGAUUCAUCAUGGUGGACUACACGCAGUACCUCAAGGAUGCACAUGUCAGCUUUUCGGGCAACGAUCCGCUGGACGAUGAUCGGGAUGACGACGAACAACUGGUCAUAGACGAUGGCAACGAUUCCACCGCCGAAGAGGAGCAGCAACCGAAGCAAGCGAAGCCACCGCAAGCCGCUUCCCAGGAUUCCGGCACAGAGGAGGCGCCCUUGCCUUCUGUUUUCGAUUUGCCGAGCUUCAUGAACAACAUGCUGGGUCAGGGAUCCUCGGCAAGGCAACUGCUGCCCGCCAGUGCCACCUCGCCCAAUCAGGAGAGCUCGCAUUUGCCUGGCGGGGAUCAAUUGACGCAUAAGUCCGCGCCCACCGGUUCAGGCACCUCCACCAACGUGCUCAGCCGGAUUCUGUUCGGCGACAAACAAUCUGACCCCGAGGCUAGGGCUGCUUUCUACCGCGACAUCAUACGCAAUCCCUUCAAGGCUCACAGUGGCGACGGCGACGUGGACUCCAGCAAUGAGAACUCCAAUUCCAAUUCGCAUUCGCUGACGCCCACGCCCACGCCAGAGCCAGGAUCCCAAUCCCCCAAGCAGGAGGACCAGGAUCAGGAGAUGCCCGAAUUGCCUGUCAUUACCACAGCGCUGCCGCCGACAACUCCUUCGCUCUACGUACGUCGUUCCAUGUACGAUUUCGAUCCCGUCAAGGAGCAGGAGCUUGGGCGACAGGAGCACCUUAUGGAGGAGAAGGAACAGUACCAGCGCGAUACAGACAUGCGACUGCCGUUCGUGCCGAUGAAACACUACUUGCCUGCCACCGAGAUCGACGCGGCGAUCUUCUCGCACACUCCGCUCCGCUGGCAGCUGCAGGAAGUGUCCGUGGAGCAGACCAGCUACGCCCAGAUUAGGGCCAGCGCCCUGCACAAGGAGCAGCGGGAUCUGCGGGACCCUCGAAUGCGUCGCAUUCUGGGCCUGCCGGAAAUGCCCGACAAUGGUGGAGCCUUGGGCUCCACGCCCAUUAUGGGCGCCAGCUCGUUAUCGGGUGACAACAGUGCGCGCUGCACUACGAGCAUCGCUUCCCCAGACUCUGAGACCACUGUUCGAGAUUCCACGCCCAGUUCGCCGCCCCCGUCCUUGGUCAACCUGCCGUCGAUGAGUGUGCCACCGCCGUCGAUGAGGGUGCCCCCUCCGAAUCUGCAGGUAGAGAAACCUGCUGUGCGGACAGAUCCACGUCGCGAUCCCCGGAGAGCCGCUCUGCAGGCUCAAACGCAAGCAGCUAGUACGGCGAACAGCACACCCGCUGCAGCGACCAAUGCCUCCGGCGGCAGCAAGCAAAUCUCGGAAAUCCGCAGCCUGCUGCAGGUUUCCAACUGGUACAAGAACCUCGGCAGCAACAACAAGAUCAUGGUGAAUCAACAGCUCGCCUUGGUGUUUACCGAGCUCAAGAAGUUCCAUCAGCUACCGAAUGAUGCGCCGAAAAUCUUCGACGUCAGCUUUAUAGUGAACAACACAACGUUGCAGCAGAUCUUCGCCAAGCUCUUUAUCUUCGUAGAUGACAAUGGGCAGGUGGUGCAGAUUCCCGAGGAGAACAACGGCAAUGGCGGCGGUGUUGGUGGCGCAGGAGAUUCAGGAGUAGGGGGUGGAGGUGUCGGAGUGGGCGGAGGAGGAGGAGGUGUUGUGCUUCCCAAUCUAUCGCAGCCACCACCAAACCUGAGCCAAAUGCUGAGGCAACCCCCGCCGAACAUGCAAAUGCUACGCAUGUCGGGAAUGAUGAUGCAAAUGGGCAACCUGGGACCCCCUUUCAAUCAGCCACCGCCACGAGGAGGCUUGCUGGGAAUGCCUCCGAAUGCCAAUGGAUUAAACCAGGGCGUGGGAAAUCCGGGAGGACUCGGCCAGAUGGGAAUGAACCAAGGAGGUGGAGGCGGCGGCGGAGGAGGAGGUGGACCUGUGCCCAAUGGCAAUCCCUUUAACCCAUUCGCCGGGAAUAAUGGAGGAGGAGCUGGCGUCAUGAACAACAUGAACAACAUGAAUCCCAUGGGGAACAUGGGCAUGGCGUUCAAGAACUUUAACAACGGCAGUAAUAACAACAACAAUAAUGGCGGAGGCAGAGGAGGCCACUUUCCGGGCGGAGGAUCGGGCGGAAACGGCAAUGGGAACAAUCGCAACCAGCGAGGCGGUAACCAGCGGAACCGCAACAUCUAAUCUAAUCCAAUCCAAUCGAAUCCAAUCCAAUCCAAUCCAAAUGCAAUGCGUUGUGUUGCGUUGCGAGCCACAACGCAAAAAGACUUCUUUUGCCAAAAUGAUGUUGAUGCUAUGCCCCUUGACCCCUUCUUCCAACCCAUAACACCCACACCACCCACACCAGCCACAUGUGGAAAACUCGUGGUUUUCUCCGCGCCUUCCCCGAAAAUCUAGGCCUGACUUCUUGUAAAUUGUAUUUUAUUCCCAAAUCCCCUUUAUUGUCACUAUUUUUUUCGCUAGGUGUAAAGGAUAAACCUUAUUAGCUAUACGAGGUACUGAUUAAUGUAGUUAAGAGUAAACAUAAACAACAAAGUAAACCGGAGUAAGAACAAAGAGUGAAGUAGAAUCGGUGUGUGCAGCCCUUUUUACCAAACUAUUUUAAAUAAUGUAGGAUAACCUGUUUCAUAGCGCGAGUACUACAUUGAUUAACUAGCCGUACGAACUCAAAAUAAAUGACAUCUUUUAAGUAA